Daphnia pulicaria is the source of this 858-nucleotide messenger RNA. Its product is annotated as DBH-like monooxygenase protein 2 homolog. The coding region runs from base 8 to 526 and encodes 172 amino acids. The transcript is spliced from 3 exons. Gene Ontology annotation, cellular component: secretory granule membrane. Lineage: Eukaryota; Metazoa; Arthropoda; Branchiopoda; Diplostraca; Daphniidae. Gene Ontology annotation, molecular function: dopamine beta-monooxygenase activity. The record is from RefSeq and is a predicted model, not a curated record. Gene Ontology annotation, biological process: octopamine biosynthetic process; dopamine catabolic process; norepinephrine biosynthetic process.
AUUCAGAAUGAUGAAAGUAUUGAUCGCCCUUGCUUCGCUGUUGGCCCUGAGUGCCGGUCAGCUCAACACCUUGACCAACACACAGGAAUUGGAUCCGGCUGGUAACUUCCGUCUGAAUUGGGAAGUCCUCCCUGAAAGCGGAGACAUCGUCUUGGAGAUCGUAGCCAACGCUGCCGGAUGGGUUUCGCUGGAGAUUGUCACCGACGAUGGUAAAUACGCCGAUGUCAUUUUCGGAGGCUACAACGACGAAUUCAGUUUCGGUUACCUUGAGGACUGGAGUCUUGAAUGGACCCCUGGCGCUCACUUGCUUCCCAUUCCGGAUGCCAGCAAAGAUGUGAUCCUGCAAACAGCUUCUUUCAGCUCUCCCACCACCACUAUCCGUGUCAAGCGAUCGCUCAACACCGGAGAUUAUUACGAUGUUCCCUUUCACAGCGGACAGAUGCCAAUUGGCUGGUCGUACAGCACAUCGGACGCUUACGACUCGGUUCACGAAGCUGCCGGUUUCGCCUACGUCACCUUCUAUUAAAAGAAAAUAGUAGAAACAUGCUGAUUGUUAAUAUGUCCACACUACUGUAGUAUGCUGUUACUUAUGAAAGUUUAAAUUAAUGACAACAAAUUUGCUUCAACUAUUGAAUUUUCCAUAGUAAACCACAAAAAAAGGAGUGUCAAGAGAUGAUACUUUGAAAGAAACGCAAUAAAAAAGGGUCACAAAAAUUCUCAUUACUUUGUUUUGUUUUGUUUUUUGUUUUACUUUUCUUAUUGCUUAUUACAACUGGAAAACUGGUUGUGGCGCAAAACUAAGGCCGCACCUGACUUAUCAAAUGAUAGAGAUUGAAAUACAUUGGUUUAACGAUCCAA